AUGGCGUCAGUCCUCGCCUCACAGCCAACCGAUAUACUGUCUGUGCCCGGCGUGCACUCAAAACAAGCCAUGCCGCCACUCCAGGAACUCACGCCGCCCCAUCAUAUCAAGCAAGAAGACGACCAGGAGAGAGGCCGCCCCCGAAGCCGGUCCGACGACAAGGACGUAGAGGAUCUUGAUAUAGACGAUCCUGACGAUAUCGAUGGCGAUGGGAACAACGCGAACUCGUCCAAUUCGGAAGGCCCUGCACGAAAGCGCCGCAGGAGCCGAAAGGGCCUGGAUAAGAAGUUUGAGUGCCCCGAAAAAGGCUGCGGGAAGAGCUACUCUCGGGCCGAGCACCUCUACCGCCACCAGCUGAAUCACAACCCCAAGCAAGUUUAUAAGUGUGGCAUUGGCGAUUGCCAGCGCACAUUUGUGAGACUUGACCUGUGCAACCGGCAUAAGGACCGCCAUACAGCCAAAGGCUCGGCUUUGAAUCGCAAGGACUCGUUGCUGGGCCAGCUCUCACCCAUCACCGAUCACCGUGCCCCUUUCGCACCGGCAGGCUCCACUUCGCCCGAAGCCAAUCGGCCCGGCACCGGAUAUAAGGGACGGCCACUGACAAUGCAGUAUCAUUCUCCCAAAGACUCCCUGGGUAGCCCAUACACACCCAUCACCAGCACGCCCCCAGCCGGCUUUCCCAACGGACAUGCGAACGGUCUCGACUACAUGCACCAUGAUGGAAAUUAUCACCACAUGGCAGGUCAAAGGCCUCCGCUUCACUCAUCGCCAGGCCCUCAGCGGCCAUCGAUACAGACCAGCGUCGGCGCGUACGGAGUCUUGUCUCCUAUAUCUAACCAGCCAGGGUAUAUCAGCCAGCCCAGCAAUACUCCGCAAUCCGCUACCCAAAUGCCGUACGUACCGCCGCAAAACUUUCCACCGUUCAGCCUCCCGCCGUCAGAUUUCGCUUCGUCCUCGACCGGGGCCGUUACAAGGGAGGAGCAGCAGAACUAUGCACCCUCCACCACCGCCGAAUACUCGGACCAUCACCCCCAGGGUGGCGGCGAGAUGAUGCUGCUGGAUCAAAUGAGCAUGCCGCAGACGAUGCCAGUUUUCGGAAGCGAUAGCAUUCUCAACAAAUCACCCUACGUCGGAAUGCCCGAGGAUUUUAUGGCGUAUCUGUUUAAUACGCACGGCGAGGGCUCUCCUAUGACCGGUGUGCCAAUACAAGGCCUUAAGUAUGGUUUCCAGGACGAUGAUACGUCUGGCCCUCUGCUGACCCGUCGUAGUUAUGGCGAGUUCUCUGUUAACCAGUACCACAUGCCGUACUAUAAUGAUCCCAACAGUAUUGGGUACUUCCCUCCGUCCACGGGUCCUCAGCAGGUCAUGUCCGUCACCAACCUGCUUGACCAACCUGCCCCCGAAUCUGGCAUCUCUGAGGAUAAGAGCGCCGAGAUAGUCGAGUUCAUCAGGGAAAGAUUUCACGAGAAUGGUCACGCCCCGAUCGAGAAGCACCGCGAUAACAUUCUUGAGGGAGAUCGCAACGACGACACCCACAUGCUCAGUCGCAAGAUGAUGCAGGCUUAUAUCGGAUCGUACUGGCUCCAUUUCAGCGACCAAGUGCCGAUUCUACAUAAGCCUACAUUCUUGCCCGACAAGACGCCUAAGUUACUUCUGAUUGCCGUCAUGACAAUCGGCGCGGCAUGCUUGGACAAGGCUCACGGUCCAAAGAUCACCAAGGCUGGCGCCGAGCUGUCCAACUUCUUAGCCGGGAACCUCAGGUGGGAAAUGUUCCAGGACCCCACCUGCCGGCCGCCUGCCAAUCUCUGGGUCUUCCAGACGUUAUUACUCCUCGAGGUGUACGAAAAGAUGUAUUCGACCAGAGAGCUGCACGAGCGGGCGCAUAUCCACCAUGCAACCACGAUAACACUUAUGCGUCGCGGGAGAGCGCUCAUUGGAAAAUCUGCCUUGGAUUCGCCACCAAAUCCGAGGGAUGACAGAACUAACGGCUCGAGACAGUCUUCUACGUCUGGCGCGGCCCACACCCCGGAUGAGUGGUGGAACCACUGGAUUACUAACGAAGCGACGCGGCGGGCAGCAUUCGCGGCCUUCGUGAUCGACUCGAUUCAUGCUACCAUGUUUGGCCAUUCAACAGUCAUGGUGGCACACGAAAUGCGCUUGCCACUACCCUGCGACGACAAGCUGUGGAAGGCCACAAGCGGCUCCGAGGUAGGCAGGAUCGAGGCCAACCUCAUGUCUGUCGGCAACAAACCAAUAUCCUUCCUGGAAGGCCUCAAACGGACCCUCAGCAAUCAAGAAGUCCAGACGAACUCAUUUGGCCGUACAAUUCUCAUGGGAGGGUUGCUCAGCGUCAGUUGGCACAUGAACCAAAGAGACCUCCAGGUCAACUCUCUGGGCGGCGGGGUUGCGCAGACGCUUGGUGGUCGUGACAAAUGGCGAGGGACACUGACGCGGGCCUUUGACUCGUGGAAGGGCGACUUUGACAAGACGCUGCUGGGCACCGGCGAUGCGGCAGACCCGUACAUCUACGACUCUCCGAACCGCAACGAGCUGAAGGUGGUUCUCGAAAGCCGGAUUGUGCUUCAUCAUCUGGCGCAUAUGGCAAUGCAUGUGGAUAUCGUGGACUGCCAGAUUUUCGCCCGGGCGAAGAGGCUCCUCGGCCGAGCCAUUGGGUCACAGGAUCUCCACAGCGCGCAGCGACGGAUGAAGGACAUCUGGGCGCCGUCGGCGAAAGCUCGAGAUGCGACUUAUUAUGCCUUGAAAUUUUUGCACUCGGUUAUGCUCUCAAGCGGCCCAGGGACGCCAAGGUCAAACGGCUACAACGCUAUGGACGACUUGUACUCGGCCCGAGACGAUGUCCUGCUUAACCGCCCCUGGGUUCUCUAUUUUGCUGCGCUGGUGGUUUGGUGCUACGGAUAUGCGCUCGAGGGUGCGAGCCCUAGCCUACACGUCCCAUCCACGCCUCAAGAUAGAGUGCGCCACAUGCGGGAAUAUCUGAUCAAGUACGGCAACGUGUCGUCGCCCGAGGAGCUGAAGUCAAUGAAGGGGAUUAGCCACAACACGCCGCUGUUGAUGAUACUGAAAGACACGUUCGAGGUAACGAGGUGGGAGUUGCUCCACGAAGGAGCCACCCUCUUGAACAACUGCAUCAACCUCAACACUGGCCAAGCAGUCUGA
This is a messenger RNA of Lasiosphaeria miniovina, 3177 nucleotides long. RefSeq names its product fungal-specific transcription factor domain-containing protein. Gene Ontology annotation, molecular function: DNA-binding transcription factor activity, RNA polymerase II-specific; RNA polymerase II cis-regulatory region sequence-specific DNA binding; zinc ion binding. The record is from RefSeq and is a predicted model, not a curated record. The transcript has 2 exons. Gene Ontology annotation, biological process: DNA-templated transcription; regulation of transcription by RNA polymerase II. Bases 1 to 3177 code for a protein of 1058 amino acids. Gene Ontology annotation, cellular component: chromatin. NCBI's taxonomy places the organism in Eukaryota, Fungi, Ascomycota, Sordariomycetes, Sordariales, Lasiosphaeriaceae.